AUGCAGUGCAGUGGACCAGUGUACGUUUGACAUUCUGAGUUUUUGGUGGUUGAGCUUUAGCGGAGUAUAUAUGUGGGAGAAACAAUUGUUUGGUAGUUAUUAGGAAGGUGUUAAAUCAUGAAUACAGUUUUCAUGCUCUAGUCUUAAUUGGUUUAGUGUAAUAUUGUGGUUUCGCCUUUAUUUCUAUGAUGUGCCUUUACCUUGUGUACCGUCGAUAGAUCUCGUACACAUCUCGUAGAUAGGUUUGUGCUCGAGAGGAAGAUGACGGUUUUAAUCUGCUACUGUGUUAUUAUUUUCGCUUAAUUGCACGAUAACUAUAUUCAAGAUGACAACAAAUACAAAAUCGGCCAAUGUUACGUUGAGGCCGAUUGAGGUGCCGAAAGCUUUGCAGGAUGGAGAGAAGUUUAUGAAAUGGGAUGAGGAUUCAGGCCAGACAGGCCUGCCAGUUACCCUGAGGGUGGAUGCCAAGGGGUUCUUCCUGUUUUGGACUGACCAGAAUAUGGAAGUGGAGAUGCUGGACAUUGCCACCAUCAGAGAUGUGAGGACAGGAAUCCAUGCCAAGGUCCCAAAAGACCAGAAGAUCCGGAACGUGGUGUUGUUUGGCUCGCAGGGCUCGUUGGAAGAGAAAACUGUGACCGUGUGCUAUGGAGCAGAUUUCGUCAACGUCACUUUCAUUAACUUCUGUUGCACGAGGAAGGAAAUCGCUCAGAUGUGGACCGAAGAGCUUUUCGCAUUGGCAUACAACCUGAACCAGCUCAACAACCCCACCAUCAAGUUUCUAGAGAAGAUGCACACCAAAAUCACCCUUAAAGCAGACAAGUCUGGAAAGAUACUCGUUAAAAACAUCGUCCGCCUAUUCGCUCAGAACAAGGAGGACAAGAAGCGGGUGGAGAAAGCCCUCAGCGAGUCGGGGCUUCCUACAGGCAAGAAUGACACCAUCAGCCAAUCCAAGUUCCAGUUCGAGGACUUCUUCAACUUUUACAAGAGCCUCACGCAGCGGAGCGACGCGCAAAAGAUAUUCAACAGCCUAACGGACGGCAAGCCGCACCUGUCAGCGGCGCAGCUGGUGGAUUUCCUCAACGAGGUGCAGCGGGACCCGCGCCUAAACGAGAUCCUCCACCCGUACGCGGACAUCCAGAAAGCCAAGGACCUGAUCAAGGCGUACGAACACAACAAGUACCACCAGCAGAGAUCGCAGCUCACGUUUGACGGAUUUUUAAGAUUCUUAAUGUCGGAGGAUAACCCAAUAGUGGCGCCCAACAAAUUAGACCUGAGCGACGACAUGGACCAGCCGAUGGCGCACUACUUCAUCAACAGUUCGCACAACACGUACCUCACCGGCCACCAGAUCACCGGCAAGUCCAGCGUCGAGAUCUACCGGCAGAGCUUGCUCGCCGGCUGCAGAUGCGUGGAACUAGAUUUCUGGAACGGCCGCACGGAGGAGCCGGUGAUCGUGCACGGCUACACCUUUGUGCCGGAGAUCAGCGCCAAGGAGGUGCUGGAAGCUAUCGCGGAGAGCGCCUUCAAAACCUCGGACUUGCCCGUCAUACUCAGCUUCGAGAACCACUGCAACCCACGCCAGCAGGCCAAGAUAGCCAACUACUGUCGGGAUAUAUUCGGCGACAAAUUGUUAGACCGCCCUUUGGACUCGCAUCAGCUCGAACCAGGAGGAGAGCUACCGCCACCAUUGCUGCUUCGUCAUAAGAUAAUAAUUAAAAACAAGAAGAAACACCACCACCACCACAAGAAGGAGGACUCCCUGGCGUCUGAGGAGAGCGAGGCCAGGCCCGAGCCCCCCGUGCAGGGCAACGGGGACGUGUCUCAUGGAAGUCUGGUGCGGCAGAGUUCUAAAGAAUCAUCAUCAUCGUCGGAGUCGGAGAGCUCGUCGGGCGAGGAGGAGGCGGGCGGCGCGGAGGGCGGCGGCGAGGAGCCGCGCGAGACGCACGCCGGCGCAGAGAUCUCCGCGCUCGUCAACUACGUGCAGCCCGUGCACUUCAGCUCCUUCGAGAGCGCUGAGAAAAAAGGUCGUUUCUACGAGAUGUCGUCAUUCGAUGAGAAGCAAGCAACAGCUCUAUUGAAAGAGCGACCGAUCGAGUUCGUGAAUUAUAACAAAAACCAGCUGUCGCGCGUCUACCCCGCUGGCACGCGCUUCGAUUCCUCCAAUUUCAUGCCACAGGUGUUCUGGAACGCGGGCUGCCAGCUGGUGGCGUUGAACUACCAGACGCUGGACCUGGCGAUGCAGCUCAACCUGGGCACCUUCGAGUACAACCGCCGCUGUGGCUACUUGCUCAAGCCGGAGUUUAUGCGACGAAAGGACCGUCGGCUGGACCCGUUCGCGGAGAGCACCGUGGACGGCAUCAUCGCGGGCUCGCUGGCCGUGACCGUGCUGUCGGGCCAGCUGCUCACGGACAAGCGCUGUGGCACCUACGUGGAGGUGGACAUGUUCGGCCUGCCCGCCGACACCGUGCGCAAGAAGUUCCGCACCAGGGUCGCGCCCAACAACGGCAUCAACCCCGUCUACGGAGAGGAGCCGUUUGUCUUCAAAAAGGUGGUGUUGCCGGAGCUGGCGAUGAUCCGGAUCGCGGCGCACGAGGAGAGCGGGCGGCUGCUGGGGCACCGCGUGCUGCCCGUGGUGGGGCUGUGUCCCGGCUACCGGCACGUCAACCUGCGCACCGAGCUCGGCCUGCCGCUGCCCGCCAGCCUCUUCCUGCUGGUCGUCGUCAAGGACUACGUGCCGGACAAGCUGUCGGAGCUGGCGGAGGCGCUGGCCAACCCCAUCAAGUACCAGAGCGAGCUGGACAAGCGCGAGCACCAGCUGGCCGUGCUCACCGACGGCACCGACGAGCCGCGCCGCCCCAGCACAUACCCCCCUGUGAAGCCGCAGCUGACCGUGGACGGCAGCCCCAACAAGCCGCCGAGCGCCGAGCCGCCCGCCGACAGCGCGCCGCCGCCGCCGCCGCCGCUGUCUGAGCCCGAAGAGCCCAAGGAAACACCAGAAUGCAAAUCGAAUGGCGGCGCGGAGGAGCCGGUAUCGGAGACGCUGGACGCGCUGCUGUCGCUGAAGGUGGUGAAGGAGAAGCGCUCCGAGCUGGCGCGCAAGCUGGACGCGCUGCGGCGCAAGUUCGACAAGGAGAAGCGCCCGCUGUCGGCGUACGUCAGCACCAAGCUAGUCAAGAAGCUUUCAUCCAAGAAUAUCAUCGGCGAGGCAAGCUCGAGUGACGAAGGUCCAGGCGCAGGCGCGCCGGGCAGCGCUGAAGCCGUCGCCGCCGAGCGGGAGCUGCGGCUGCGCUACCACCACGCCAUCUACGCGGCGCUCGACAAGCACGUCAUGCUGGACCAGCAGCGGCAGAUGCGGGCGCUCACUGAUAUGCUGGACGCGGAGAAGAAGGAGGUCCUCAGCCGGCUCGCCAACGACCGCAACAAGGAAGUCAAGGCGCUCGCCAAGAAAACGAACCGGGACAAGGACGAGAUCCUUCGGAUAAAGCGGGAGAUUCACUCACAGUCGGUAGAGCGCGGCGUGGCGGAGUGCUCGCAGCUGGAGCAGGCGUACGCCACGCGCCGCGAGGCCCUGGCGCGCGCGCACGAGCGCCUGCGCAACGAGCUGCAGCGCCAUCGCGACCAGGAGCUGCUGGAGCUGGAGCGGCUGUGCGGGCCGCCGGAGGGCUAGAGCGCGGGCCGCGCGCCCGGCCC
This is a messenger RNA of Cydia fagiglandana, 3690 nucleotides long. It is a transcript of the gene Plc21C, whose product is annotated as 1-phosphatidylinositol 4,5-bisphosphate phosphodiesterase classes I and II. Gene Ontology annotation, biological process: release of sequestered calcium ion into cytosol; lipid metabolic process; phosphatidylinositol-mediated signaling. Gene Ontology annotation, molecular function: calcium ion binding; phosphatidylinositol-4,5-bisphosphate phospholipase C activity. Bases 326 to 3667 code for a protein of 1113 amino acids. The transcript has 21 exons. The record is from RefSeq and is a predicted model, not a curated record. NCBI's taxonomy places the organism in Eukaryota, Metazoa, Arthropoda, Insecta, Lepidoptera, Tortricidae.